Molecule: messenger RNA, 1952 nt
Organism: Amoebophrya sp. A120
Lineage: Eukaryota; Dinophyceae; Syndiniales; Amoebophryaceae
Source: the annotation of a GenBank genome assembly
UAAUAAACAACUUCUCCUGGCAGAAAAUGCGCGACCAGAUCGCGAACAGAACGGCGGAGUGGAAAGAUACCGCGAUCUCCGCAUACCACCAGGCGAAAAACCACACCGCAACGGCUUUCCAAGCCGCGAAGGACAACACAAGGAAAUUCUUGGCCGACACAAGGCAGAACAUCGGGCGGAAGUGGGAAAAAUUCACGGAUUGGAUGCGCGGAGCAGGAGGUCAGUAUAGUAGAUCUAUUCUCACAAGAGAAGAAGAACUCCAGAACGAGCUAGAGUUGAACAGAACCUUAAGCACAAAUUCCACUGCAUCCGUGUGGCAAAAUGUGAAAAACAUUUGGAAUGCCGGGUUUGGGAAGAUCAAAAAGUUUCUCUCCAACUCCAUCACCGACUACUGGCACGCCUACAUUUACCCAGCUGCGAUCUCCUGGAUCGUUUUGUUUCUCGCGGACAUGGAUCCACGGCAAAUAUGUCUGGAUCUGGAAGGUUGCAACUUGUGAUGCUGUCUCUGGAUUCGAAAAAAAUCUGUAUUGCACCAUGACCAGCAAGAGAGGUCCAGUUCUUUGCGCUACGCGGAGAGGGCAUUUCUCAUGCAGAAUAGGCAUAAAGAUAAAGAAGCAAGCCCUCUACACAUCAUCUGUCACGCUAAGCCCUGCAUUACAGGCAUCAGGGAGCAUGCGAAAUAUGCACGACAGACCUUCUUGCAUCCUUCCAGGCACAGACAUAUUUGCAAUGCAUAACAUGGUGGAGUUGGCGCUCUCCGGUCUCACGUUCAUCCCGCUCGUCCAGUGGGUGAUCGUCGGGUUUCUGGAGGCGGCGGUGUCCGGCGCGAUCAUGGUUUUGCUCAAGGAAAACGAAGUUUUGUUGAAGCAAAAGUUCGCAGCUGCGGUGGACGCGUUGUGUCUAUCCAGUGCAAAAGUAUCGUACUCGUAUUGCAAUCAUGCAUUACAAAAGUUUUUCUCAAGGUAUAGGUAAAUCCGCAUUACAAAUUUUCAUUUCUCAUGCUGAGGAAAUUUGUAAUGCAGUUACACGAGUACGAUACUUUUGCAGUUCAUAGUGUCUGACGAACGAAAACAUUGGGAACUUUUUCGUGAAACUCGGCAACAAAAUCUCCCAGUCGAAGGAAACAUUCGACUGGGUCUUCAAUUUGGUGAAAGACGCUGUAAAGGAAAGGGCGUACGAUUUCGCGGAAAAAGUGCAGACGGUGGCGAAAAGCGGGAUGGAACUGACGGUCAAUGCCGUUUGGAGAAUCAUCCCAACGUGGCAGAAACAGUGUCCAGCAGUGGGUGACUAUGAGGAAGCUGGCGGUCGUUCUGGCACUAGUACUACUUCUUCCACUAAUGCAAAUACAUCCAAUUCUGCGAGGGGGGGGCCAGUUACUUCUAGUUCGUUUUCUGAGAUGAAAAUUGACUCCACCUUUCUCCAAAGCGGGGAGAUAACUACGCAGUUUGAACUGACGCCGACGGGGAGCGCCGUGAUUACGGAUGGACCGGUGCCAAAGCUGUCGAACCAAUGCGCACCGGACGCGGACGCGCCGGCUAAGCAGUCGUUUUUCCAGAAUUUUCUCACCACGGUGACAAUGCUGCAGGACAACGCGAGGCAGCUGUUUUCUGCUGGCAUCGCUAAAGCGAAGGAAAUCUCGCAAAUGUUGACGACCUCCGAUGGCCUGGCGCAGCUCAAAACUUCGAUCGUCUCCACACUAAAACACGCGAGCCAGUUUGUUUUCGACAAACUGCAGUCCUUCGUCGACAAAACGGGCGGAAUCCUGAUCCAGGGCAUGGGCGCGGAGGUGGCAAACAACCUCGCGCGGCGCAGUGCCAACCUGAUGGUGAACAGCGUGCAGGUGAUUACCGGCGCCACCGGGUUUGUGCACGGUACGGUGGCCACCGCGUCCUUUGCGGCCCUGGGGCCGGUGCUGCGGGCCGCGCUGGAUGCGGCGCUGCAGCAGCUGGUGC